UCUCUCUCUCGCGCUCUCUCUCUCUCUCUCUCUUUCUCUCUGUGAUUGGAUAGACAGCCUGAUGGUGAAACUCAACAUGCCAGUGAUGUCAACGACGGACUUCAGACUGUGAACCAUGGGCAACGUGGAGAGCCAGAACGGCGACCAUGCCUUCUACGGUACCCAACAUGGCUACCUGUCCCGCAAACACAUGUCUCGUUCCCUCCGCGUCUCCAAGCACCAGUCCAGCUCCGGUUCCACCCGCUGCACCCACGACCGCCACGCCACUCAGGGCAAAGUAGAACACCGUAACUCUGAGACCUCCACGCGUUCCAGCAGCACCCCUAGUAUCCCACAGUCCUUAGCGGAUCACGCCCUGGAGCCCUUCAACCAGACCAAUGUCCUGUCAGACUUCUCCCCUAUUUGGGUGGACCGCAUGGCCAUGAACCUCCGGCCCGUCUCCUUCCAUACCCACCUGGACAACCCAUCUGUAGGCCCCCACCUGGACAACCCAUCUGUAGGCCCCCACCUGGACAACCCAUCUGUAGGCCCCCACCUGGACAACCCAUCUGUAGGGCCCCAGUUAGACGCAGCAACACCAGGGACUAGACCCCAGUGCCCCCAGGACAGAGGUCUAGGCCUUUACAAUAACACUGGGGAGGGGACCUACCUCCAGAAGACCAGAGACGGACCCCACGAACCCCGGGAGGGAGUUAGCUUCAAGAAGAAGAGGUCCAAAUCAGCCGACAUGUGGAGAGAAGACAGUCUGGAGUUCAGUCUGUCAGACCUCAGCCAGGAACACCUCACCAGCACAGAGGAGAUCAUCGACACGGAGGAGGCAGACGACAGGGACUUCCCUGAUUGUGAAGGCCUGCUGGGGCUCGUGUCCCCUGAGGGUCUGGAGGGCGUGGACGCUGCUGGCAGGGCCAACUCCCUGGAUCAGCUGUAUGGAGGUCAGAAGACCCCAGUGGCACGCUAUGCGAAGUGGCACCAUGACGCUAACCGCGACGCCCGGGACGGAGAGGACGAUAAGAUGCUGUCUCCGUCGGAGGAGGAUGGGAACUCGUACGGAGCGUAUACUCUGCCUUGUCGACGCUCACACUGCCUGUCUGAGGGACUGACCAAUCACCAGGCUGCCUCCUGUAACACCAUGCAGGGCCGCAGAGCACAGACCAUACAGGAUGUGACAGCCGGAGAGGGCAGUGAGUACGAGGACAGUGGCAUCGACGGGGUGACGGCGUCGGGAGCGGAGCAUCACUCCCGGCGCUAUAAGACCAUGUCUAUGUCCUUCUCCGUGUGCUCGGCAGCGGGGCGGAGCCUGUUCGCUGGCAGCGACAGCGGAAGCAGUAGCGGGGGAGCGCCCAGUGAUGGGGUCCAGGGGGUCUACGAGAACUUCAGACAGGUGGGUGGUGGUUCUGUAACUUCCUUUUCCCCCCCCCGUCUUCUCCCAGGAUGCACUCUGUUCUUCUACGAGACAGACGGGCGGUCGGGGAUCGACCACAACAGUGCUCCUAAACAUGCGGUGUGGGCUGAGAACAGUAUCGUCCAGGCCGUACCUGAACACCCCAAGAAGGACUUUGUCUUCUGCCUCAGCAACUCUCUGGGAGACGCUUUUCUCUUCCAGGUAGGUGGUCCAGACGAGCUGGAGAACUGGAUUACGGCCAUCCACUCGGCGUGCGCGGCGGCCGUUGCCAGGCAGCAUCACCGGGAGGACACGGUGCGUCUGUUGAGGGCGGAGAUUAAGAAGCUGGAGCAGAAGAUAGACAUGGACGAGAAGAUGAAGAAGAUGGGAGACAUGCAGCUCAGUGCUGUGACCGAUACCAAGAAGAGGAAGACUAUACUGGACCAGAUCUUUCUGUGGGAGCAGAAUUUAGAACAGUUCCACAUGGGUCUGUUCCGGUUCCGCUGUUACCUGGCCAGUCUGCAGGGAGGGGAGCUGCCCAACCCAAAACGCCUGCUAGCCGUCGCCUCCAGACCGACCAAGCUGGCCAUGGGGCGCCUCGGAAUCUUCUCUGUGUCGUCCUUUCAUGCAUUGUGCCCUGAGGAGGUGCCCUGA
This is a messenger RNA of Salvelinus sp. IW2-2015, 2035 nucleotides long. The record is from RefSeq and is a predicted model, not a curated record. Lineage: Eukaryota; Metazoa; Chordata; Actinopteri; Salmoniformes; Salmonidae.